UGACCCAUCCUAAGUCUCACAGUUCAAGCUAAUCAUUGACAGAGCUUUACAAUCACAAGCUUUUUUACUGAAGCGUUGAUAAGACAGUCGAGCAGUUAGUGGCAAAUGAAGCCAGGCUGUGCGGCAUGAUCUCCAGGGAAUGAAUGGAUUUUCUUCAGCACCGAUGAAAGAAACAUACGCUAUAGGAAAACAAUGUCCAGCGGGGGACUGCAAAGAUCUGUCAUCCUGUCAGCGUUUAUCCUCCUACGAGCUGUUACUGGAUUCUCUGGAGACGGAAGAACUAUAUGGUCUAAAAAUCCUAAUUUCAGUCCGGUAAAUGAAAGUCAGCUGUUUCUCUAUGACACUUUUCCUAAAAACUUUUUCUGGGGCGUUGGGACUGGAGCAUUUCAAGUGGAAGGAAAUUGGAAGGCAGACGGAAAAGGACCUUCUAUAUGGGAUCAGUUCAUCCAUACUGACCUUAAAAAUGUCAACAGCACGAAUAGUUCCAGUGACAGUUACAUUUUUCUGGAAAAGGACUUAUCAGCCCUGGAUUUUAUAGGUGUUUCUUUCUAUCAAUUUUCAAUUUCCUGGCCAAGGCUUUUCCCAAGUGGAAUAGUAUCAGCUGUCAACGCAAAAGGUCUCCAGUAUUAUGAUACUCUUCUCAAUGCUCUGGUACUUAGAAACAUUGAACCUAUGGUUACUUUAUAUCAUUGGGAUUUGCCUUUGGCACUCCAGGAAAAAUAUGGAGGGUGGAAAAAUGAAACCAUAAUAGAUUUCUUCAAUGACUAUGCCACAUACUGUUUCCAGACAUUUGGGGACCGUGUCAAAUAUUGGAUUACAAUUCACAACCCAUAUCUAGUCGCUUGGCAUGGGUAUGGGACUGGUAUCCAUGCUCCUGGAGAGAAGGGAAAUUUAGCAGCUGUCUACACCGUGGGACACAACCUGAUCAAGGCUCAUUCGAAAGUUUGGCAUAACUACAACAGAAAUUUCCGCCCACAUCAGAAGGGUCAGCUGUCAAUCACGUUGGGAUCCCAUUGGAUUGAACCAAACAGAUCAGAAAAUACAAUGGAUAUACUCAAAUGCCAACAAUCCAUGGUUUCUGUGCUUGGGUGGUUUGCCAACCCUAUCCACAGGGAUGGCGACUAUCCAGAAGUGAUGAGAAAGCAGUUGUUCUCCAUUCUACCUCGUUUCUCUGAAGCAGAGAAGAAUGAGGUGAGGGGCACAGCUGACUUCUUUGCCUUUUCCUUUGGACCCAACAAUUUCAAGCCCCACAACACUAUGGCUAAACUGGGACAAAAUGUGUCACUCAAUUUAAGAGAUGUGCUAAACUGGAUUAAACUGGAAUAUGGCAAUCCCCGAAUCUUGAUUACCGAGAAUGGCUGGUUCACGGACAGUCACGUAAAAACAGAGGAUACCACAGCCAUCUACAUGAUGAAGAACUUCCUCAACCAGGUUCUUCAAGCAAUCAAGUUUGAUGAAAUACAAGUGUUUGGUUACACAGCCUGGUCCCUCCUGGAUGGCUUUGAAUGGCAGGAUGCUUACACCACUCGCCGAGGAUUAUUUUAUGUGGAUUUUAAUAGUAAACAAAAAGAAAGAAAGCCCAAGUCUUCAGCACAUUACUAUAAACAGAUCAUUCAAGAAAAUGGUUUCACUGUGAAAGAGUCCACACCAGAUGUGCAGGGUCAGUUUCCCUGUGAUUUCUCCUGGGGUGUCACUGAAUCUGUCCUUAAGCCUGAGUCGGUGGCUUCCUCCCCACAGUUCAGCGAUCCUCAUCUGUACGUGUGGAAUGUGACGGGCAACAGACUGUUGCAUCGAGUGGAAGGAGUGAGGCUGAAAACAAGGCCCGCUCAAUGCACGGAUUUUGUCAGCAUCAAAAGACAGCUUGAGAUGUUAGGAAGAAUGAAAGUGACCCACUAUCGGUUUGCUCUGGACUGGCCCUCAAUCCUUCCCACUGGCAACCUGUCCAUGGCUAACCGACAGGCUUUGAGGUACUACAGGUGUGUGGUCAGUGAGGGGCUGAAGCUCAACAUCUCCUCAAUGGUCACGCUGUACUAUCCGACCCACGCCCACCUAGGCCUCCCUGUGCCUCUGCUGCACAGCGGAGGGUGGCUGAACCGGUCCACGGCCGAGGCCUUCCAGGACUACGCCGACCUGUGCUUCCGGGAGCUGGGGGACCUGGUGAAGCUCUGGAUCACCAUCAACGAGCCUAACCGACUGAGUGACAUCUACGAGCAGUCUAGUAACGACACCUACUGGGCAGCCCACCAUCUGCUGAUCGCUCACGCCCUGGCCUGGCACCUCUACGACCGGCGGUACAGGCCUGUGCAGCGCGGGGCCGUGUCGCUGUCUCUGCACUCGGAUUGGGCCGAGCCCGCCAAUCCCUACGCGGACUCGCACUGGAAGGCGGCCGAGCGCUUCCUCCAGUUCGAAAUCGCCUGGUUCGCAGAACCCCUUUUCAAGACGGGGGACUACCCGCUGACCAUGAGAGAGUACGUCGCCUUCAAGAAUAGGCAGGGGCUCGCACGCUCCACGCUGCCUCAGUUCACCGAGGAGGAGAGGAGGCUGGUCAAGGGCACUGCGGACUUCUACGCCCUGAACCACUUUACCACCAGGUUCGUGAUGCACGAGCGCCAGAACGGCAGCACCUACGACACGGACAGGGACAUCCAGUUUCUGCAGGACAUCACCUGCCUGAGCUCCCCCACCCGCCUGGCCGUGAUGCCCUGGGGAGAGCGCAGGGUGCUGAAGUGGAUCCGGAGGAAUUAUGGAGACAUGGAUGUUUACAUCACGGCCAGUGGCAUCGAUGACCAGUCUCUGGAAAAUGAUGAACUCCGAAAAUACUACUUAGAGAAAUACAUUCAGGAGGCUUUGAAAGGCUACCUGAUUGAUAAAAUCAAAAUCAAAGGCUAUUAUGUAUUCAAACUGACUGAAGAAAAAUCUAGACCCAGAUUUGGAUUCUUCACACCCGAUUUCAAAGCUAAAUCCUCAAUCCAGUUUUACAACAAACUGAUCAGCGACAAUGGCUUCCUUUCUGAGAACAGUAGUCCUAGAUGCAGUCAGGCUCAGAGAAACACGGAAUGUAUUGUCUGCUUACUUCUUGUGCAGAAGAAACCGUUGAUAUUCUUUGGAUGUUGUUUCUUCUCCACCCUGGUUCUACUGUUAUCAAUUACCAUUUUUCAUAAGCGAAAAAGAAGAAAAAUUUGGAAAGCAAAGAACUCACAGCACAUACCGUUAAAGAAAGGCCACAAUAGAGUUCUUAGCUAAGCUGAUCUUAUUUCUGUCUGCAGAAUGGAAAAGUUUAAAAAUUCACUCCAGUUCCAUAUACUGGUAACUUACAGAAGAUACACCUAUAUUGUAGAAAAAAAGAACUUGAGAAUUUAGUGAUAGCCAAGGUAAUGACAAUCUUGGUCUCCAUUGUGUGGUUCAAAUUUUCCCUUAAAAGGUGUUGACAUCAGUGAAUUCAGUUCUUGGAUCUAAGGUAAAGGUUUCCCUAGACAGUAAGCCUGUGAUUAUCUGAUAUGUUGUUUCAUGGCGUUUGAUGAGCCGUUUCCUAUCAUUAUUCUCUAGUUUUCCUCUAUUCAUACCAGUAGCUAUUUAUGGUAAAAGAAAUUGUUUUGAAAGUACAACUUUGUUGAGACUCUACAGUGGAGAUUGUCAGUGAUAAAAUUCUGUCACUUUUUAGGUGCUUUCCCCUUUGAUCAGGGUGGUUCUCAAAUGGAAAAAAAUAGGGUUAAGAAGUAGUGUUUGUCUAUAGCCAGUUAUAUAUAGACUCUUAAGCACAUCAAUCCCUCAGCUUUUCUCAAUAGAAAUUAAAAUUGAGCAUUUAUAAAACAUCUCAUUUUAUGAGAUCUUUUAUCAGAUAUUUUUUAAAAAAAUAACAUUUAAUUUCCAGUAACUCAUGUAAACAUCAGAGGACAAAGAUUAAAGAGAACUAAACCCAACUGCCUGUGAAGACAGAGAAGUCAUUCAACCUCACAGUACAGCAACUUCUUCAAAUGGGUUUUAUUCCUCAACUGAAUCUUAGGAGGUGACAGAUGUGGCAAACAUUCUAAGAUAUAAAGAUUUUUUUAUAUUAUCGUUAUCAAAUUACCAUUUAUCCCAUGAGACUUGUUCUCUUCCCCUGAAGUCCUUCACUGAUCUAACACAAGCACAUAUGGACCUCUCAAGGUGUAGAAGGCACCUCCCAACUGUGGACACAAUUCAGAAUAUUGGUGGCCUGAGUAAACUAUUCUUACAUUGCAACCUUUGAAGCUAGGAUUAAGUGAAUCCUUAAAACUGAAUUUGCAGUUUGACUUUUUUGAAUUCUGUUCUUAACAUUCAUUCACUGUAUUCUAAAUGUUGGGGGGAAGAAAACCCAAAUCUAAACCCAUUUAUAUCCAUUCUUUCCUUAGGUGAGUCAAUAUUUAACUACUGUCUACUCCUCUGGAAGUCUGACUUCCAGAGUCAAAGGAAAGCUUAUUUCCUGCAUAACUGAGAUACUAAUUGAUAACAGCAUUAAGUUUCAAAGAUACAGAUAACACAAUUAGUCAAUUCAAACAAAUGCAAAAGUGGUUAAGACAUCAAUAUUCUGGCUGGCCAAUUCAAAUAGUAAAAUUUCAGAUGUUUUUCUUAUCUCUUUGUUCCAACUGCAUCCUUCCUCCAACCUUAGCAGCUUUUAUUUUCCAAGAAGUUUUUAUAUUUCUCUAAGAACCACUGGAGAAGGGAACGGCUACCCACUCCAGUAUUCUGGCCUGAAGACGUAUAGUCCAAAGGGUCACAAAGAUUGGACACGACUGAGCAACUUUCCUCUGAUUAUCAGGCUUGAGGCUAUACGUGAUUACAGUAACUAGUUUUUUAAUCCUAGAGUAUCAGUUGAGCAACUCAUCAACAUCCAAGGUUUUGAAAAAUAAAUCCAUAUUCAGUCAUAAGAACAGACUUGGAAUUAAGAUUUUUGCUUUCCUGUUUUGAUUAUAUUAUCUUAUAUUGUUUGUAAGUCUUUACAUUUAGAGCUUAAUGUAUCUUUUAAACUUGUCAUCUUGCCACAAAGUGAAAACUGUUAGUCACUCUUUGCAACUCUAUGGUCCAUCCAUGGGGUUCUCCAGGCAAUACUGGAGUGGGUUGCCCUUCCCUUCUCUCUAGGGGAUCUCACGGAGUCUCCUUCAUUGCAGGCAGAUUCUUUACCAUGUGAGCCACCAGGGAAGAAAAGGUAUCAAUAGUAAAGUCCCUAAUUCAAUGCUGUCCUCCCUUUUUUGCCACCUGGGAAUUUUACUAGUCUUUAAGCCAUCAUUAUACAUGAGUCCCUAGGUACAUACUUUAAUCUGGCUCAUGCUCAGUUAUACCUUUCAGGUUUUUCUUAAAUUCAUUUUAAAAUCAUACAUGGGGAUUCUCCUGGUGGACCAGUAGCUAAGAUUCCAUGCUCCCAAUGCAGGGGGUCUGGGUUCAAUCCCUGGUCAGGGAACUAGAACCCACAUACCACAUCUAAAGAGCCUUUGCCACAAGUAGACCCUGCAUUACCAAAUACAUUUUUUUUUAAUUAAAAAAUAAAACCAUAAAGAGUCAGUUAGGAACUGUUGGCAGCUUUUGACAGGAUCUUUUAAUUUACCUUUCGAAACUUGAAGAACAUCUUAAAAUGUAGUUUACUUUGUAUAUUGUUGCAGUCUCCACAUUCAGUUCAACAACCCUUUCACCAAGUCUGAUAUAUAUGGAAAUAUUGCAAUUAUGGUUUUAAAGAGCCUCUGGAAAUUGAGGUCAGUAAAUUAUGACUAGAUGUUUUAAUUCUCAAUGUAAUUUAUUCCAAAUAAACUGGCUUAUGCUGAUUAUUUAUAUUCAACUUAAGAGCUGUGGAAUGUGAAUGUUUGGUGUUUUAACUGGGUUUUGCCAACACCCCCUCCCUCCAUCCUCCCAAACUGUGCCAAUUGAGCAAUUUACUCCCAAGUAUGUUUUCUCAUUAGAAAAUGUAGACUGCUACACCUCAAAACUGAGGAUGCACUUACAUGCUCAUCCAUGGUAAACAGAAAACACGGAAAGCUUCUCUGGGGAGAACUACACUUUCCUUUACCACAUCUAAGUUAUUAAAUUGAAGUAACUCCUCAGCUACAACCAGACUGCCAAUAGUUAGCCUUUAAAGUCUCCACACUUCACUUCUGGUGUUACACACUCCAAUUGCUGCUACCACUGCCUAUAUACUGACACUCUUCAAUACUAACACCUUUAUCCCUCUGCAACAUUGCCACUUGGAGGUUUCAACCCUCAAAUUCAAUUUUAAAAUUCUGUCGAUACCUUAAAAACAUAUUUCGAGGCCCAUUACUAUUACUCAAUCUCCACAACCUCAAUCUCCCUGGCAAUGUGGGAACCAAUCACUCAGCAAACAGCUAUAUGACAGACACUGUUCUAAGAACUUGGAAUACCCCAGGGUAGACAAGGUCACACCCCCCUCCAUGAAGGUUAGACUCUUAGCAGGAAAAAAGCAUAUAAUCAAUACCCAACAAAGUAAACUAUUAAUCUUACAUUAUAAACAUUAUGGACAAAAACUGGAGCAGAGUGUGCUAGGAUGGACAUGAGGAAUGAGCACAACAGGCUUCACUGAAAAGUCACUCAAAGGAAAAGACAACUUAAUCAUCCAACACCUACCCCAAACCUCAUCUCAAAACAAUUCAAAGCAAAAUCUGUAUUUACAAUUUCACCCAUGUCUUAAAAAUUUAACUGUUAUCAAACCAAUGAUUAACUCAAUAUAAAAUUAAUUUCAUUUAUUUAAACCAAGAUCUUAGUAAGCGCACAGAUUUUAUUGAUGGACUAGACACAGUAUGUAAGACAAAGUUAAAUGUUUUGCCUGAGAAAUUACACGGUUAAGAGUUUCUAACAAAUGAGAUAGGGGAGGACUGCAGGUUUAGGGGCAACCCUACUGUACUGUAUAGUAGUAUAUCUGAAGUAUGACACAUGGAACGUUUAAGUUUUUUUUAAAGCCAUCAAAGACUAGGAUGUAGAUGUGGCUGAAAUUUGAGUAUAACUGAGAGAACCUUAGACUACAGCAACCAUGUUUAUCAUAAAUACAAAUUAACUCCAUCUUUUAAUUCUUACUAAGACAGUAUCACUUCUCAGCUGCUUUUUCAGUUACUGUGACUCAGGCAUUUGCCUCACAAAUAUUCAAAUCUGUGCCACUGCAAAAUUAGAUCUCCGAAAGUUCUUCCCACGAUAACCAUAUUCCUCUUGCCUGAAAUGUCCUUGGUAUUCCUUGAAGCCCCCUAUGCCAUUAAGUCUUGCUAACAACAUCUUUCUAACAACAACAAAAUCAAUCAACCACUCCUAUUCCUUCUGUUAUUGUUUUUAACACACUAGAAUUUACUUAACUGCUUACUGGCCAAAUAGUUUGAAAUGAUAAUCAGUAGGAAAAAAUCUCAAAUCAAGUUUUUAUUGUCUCUUUAAAACAUCACAACUGAGUCCAUAGAACCAUCUGCUAUCUUGUUUCUGCAGCAGGAUCACUGUAAAAAAGAAAAGAAAUAGUCUGUAAUUCUCCAUCAAUAUUCUUGCCCAGAAAAGUUUUAUUCUCAAUCAUGUAAAACAUGCUUUCUGCCUCUGCUACAACUACCAUUUAAGUUUCUUAAUUAAUUAGACCCAACUAAAGCAAUUGCAAAGAGUCGGAGACGACUGAGCGACUGAACUGAACUGAAAGCAAUCAAAUUAUACAGAUAUUACAAAAACCCACCUGAGAUCUUAUUCAUCAGCCUGCUGAACUGUUCCUUUUUCAGAAACAUAGAUACCAUCCAAAAAUUUUCUGAUAUCCUUGUUUUUAACUGUGGUGGCUUGCUGAAUCAAAGCAGCUAUAAGGGUGAAAAAGAUAAGGCAAUUAUCAGCCAAACCCAUCACAAGUAUUUCAUCACCUGCUGUACUUUAUAGCUUUUAAUUAAGAUCCCAAAAAUUAAAAA
Bubalus bubalis (water buffalo) is the source of this 7880-nucleotide messenger RNA. It is a transcript of the gene KLB, whose product is annotated as klotho beta. Gene Ontology annotation, biological process: carbohydrate metabolic process; fibroblast growth factor receptor signaling pathway. Bases 193 to 3243 code for a protein of 1016 amino acids. The transcript has 5 exons. The record is from RefSeq and is a predicted model, not a curated record. Gene Ontology annotation, molecular function: fibroblast growth factor receptor binding; hydrolase activity, hydrolyzing O-glycosyl compounds; fibroblast growth factor binding. Lineage: Eukaryota; Metazoa; Chordata; Mammalia; Artiodactyla; Bovidae.